This is a messenger RNA of Notodromas monacha, 1356 nucleotides long. The record is from the annotation of a GenBank genome assembly. NCBI's taxonomy places the organism in Eukaryota, Metazoa, Arthropoda, Ostracoda, Podocopida, Cyprididae.
AUGCAACGGGAUCGUGUUACUCACCGCAAGCCGUUUAUCAAUCAAGAGAAGAAGGAGACAAUAAUCAAGAAAAGCGAACCAGCAGCAGGAGGAAAAGGGCAAACAGCGAACACGGAUGCUAAUGACCAAGGCGACGAUCUUGGACCCGUUGCAGCCGGAAUCCUAAACUGGUUGUUGGACAGACAAAAUCGCCUGCUCGACGGCCAGAUAGAGUGCGUCAGUAGUCUGAUGCUUGACUACCUAGUGGACAAGACCCGCCUGUUGGCCGUUCUCUUUCUUCCAGAUGCCGACUUGCGGAACGAGGACGCCGUGCUUGAGUGGCUCGUGGACGACGAAACCCGGGAGCUGGCCGACGAGAUUGAGGCCGUCAACAUACGCAUGCUUGACAAGCUCGUCCACGACUCUCCGUUCCUCGCCGUGUUCUUCUGUGAGUUUCGUCUGUGCCGUGCUGCUGGGGCCUCAGCUGAUGCUCAGCAGCCGCUUCCGGCGCAGUUGUUUUCAUCCUCGUCGUCGUCAUCACCGUUUAUCAUUGUUGUUCUUGCUGUUGUUCGUCGUUUUCCUCCUAAUUUUUGCUCCCUCCAUGGAGACCUCAAGGAUGAGGAACGGGUUUUGGCCUGGCUCACAUCUCAGGAUGUAUUCGAGAUCAAGGAUGAGAUUGAGGAGGUGAAUCGAAAGAUGCUGGAGAAGCUGCUGGACGAAAACGACUUCGUGGCCGUAUUUUUCUACGAAGGGGACUGUCGGAAAUGCGACGAAGCACUGGAAGAGCUGGAGCGCAUCGACGACGAGACGGACAACCUGGACAUCACAUUUGUCAAGAUCAAAGACGCGAGAUAUGCUCGCAAAUACGGCAUCAACAAAUUGCCAGCACUCGUCUAUUUCCGCAAACGCUUUCCGUCCAUCUACAGAGGCAAGAUAACUUUCAUAUACAAGUACACUAGAGACCUGUUGGCAGAGGAUGAGGUCCUGGAUUGGCUCACCAAGAACCGGUUCAAGCAGCCCGAGCUGAACCUGUUCAUGUACGGACUCACGGCGCUGGCAUCCACGUUCAUCCUGUACACCCUGUUCCUGGUCUUCUGCUUCAAGGGCGGACACCAGGGCCCCGGAGGCGCAGGAGGAGGUGUUGGAGGCGCUGUUGGCGGCAUCGGAGGAGGUAUUGGUGGUGGCGGGGGUGCAGGAGGUGUCGGUGGUGGAAGUGGCGCUGGCAGCAGCAUGAUGAGUGCCUUGACGUCCUUGUCCGGAGGCACAAUCACUGGCUCAGGCUCCAACUCGGCUGGGACCCAGGCAGCAUCGGGAACGUCUGCUUCGUCUUCCCCGUCUUCGUUCAUCAACCAGGCCAUGCACCAGAAGCAAGCCUGA